Messenger RNA from Antechinus flavipes (yellow-footed antechinus), 830 nucleotides. It is a transcript of the gene CHMP2A, whose product is annotated as charged multivesicular body protein 2A. NCBI's taxonomy places the organism in Eukaryota, Metazoa, Chordata, Mammalia, Dasyuromorphia, Dasyuridae. Gene Ontology annotation, biological process: late endosome to vacuole transport; endosome transport via multivesicular body sorting pathway; protein transport. Gene Ontology annotation, cellular component: multivesicular body; ESCRT III complex. The transcript has 6 exons. The coding region runs from base 112 to 777 and encodes 221 amino acids. The record is from RefSeq and is a predicted model, not a curated record.
GCGGCGGCAGCGCGGGGUCGGUGGGCCGGCGUCCAGCGGAGGGCAGGGUGACCUAGGGGGCUUCCCGGAGGCAGCGGUUGUGCCUCCUGUUCGGGGCCGCUCAGCUUCACCAUGGACCUGCUGUUUGGGCGACGCAAGACCCCCGAGGAGCUGCUGCGGCAGAACCAGCGCGCCCUGAACCGCGCCAUGCGCGAGCUGGACCGCGAGCGGCAGAAGCUGGAGGCCCAGGAGAAGAAGAUCAUCGCCGACAUCAAGAAGAUGGCCAAGCAGGGCCAGAUGGACGCCGUGAAGAUCAUGGCCCGGGACCUGGUGCGCACGCGGCGCUACGUCAGCAAGUUUGUGAUGAUGCGGGCCAACAUCCAGGCCGUGUCCCUCAAGAUCCAGACGCUCAAGUCCAACAACUCCAUGGCACAGGCCAUGAAGGGCGUCACCAAGGCCAUGGGCACCAUGAACAGGCAGCUGAAGCUGCCCCAGAUCCAGAAGAUCAUGAUGGAGUUUGAGCGCCAGGCAGAGAUCAUGGACAUGAAGGAGGAGAUGAUGAAUGACGCCAUCGACGACGCCAUGGGGGAUGAGGAGGACGAGGAGGAGAGUGAUGCCGUGGUGUCCCAAGUGCUGGACGAGCUGGGACUGAGCCUGACCGACGAACUCUCCAACCUCCCCUCCACCGGUGGCUCCCUCUCGGUAGCGGCCGGGGGCAAGAAGGCUGAGCCUUCUGCGGCCCUGGCCGACGCCGAUGCUGACCUGGAGGAGCGCCUCAAGAACCUGAGGAGGGACUGAGGCAGCAGGAUGGCCACCAGCCCACCACGAUGAGAAUAAAGUUUUUAAAGCUG